Molecule: messenger RNA, 3621 nt
Organism: Procambarus clarkii (red swamp crayfish)
Lineage: Eukaryota; Metazoa; Arthropoda; Malacostraca; Decapoda; Cambaridae
Product: monocarboxylate transporter 12
Biological process (GO): transmembrane transport
Cellular component (GO): membrane
Molecular function (GO): monocarboxylic acid transmembrane transporter activity
Source: RefSeq, a predicted model, not a curated record
UGGCAAGAAUUAUCACCUUGAAACAGGGUUGAGGAAGAUUGUGGUGUGUAUCUGUGUGGGAUAAAUCCCCACAGACGCUUACAGUGACCUGGUCAGGUGUGUGUGCAUCAUACUCCUGCAACGGAGCAACCAGUCUGGUCGAGUGCAGGAGAUGUGACGGAGAGCGCCCAGGAGAGACGAAGCCCAGUGUGCGAGGUGCGAGAGAGGAGCAGGGUCCGGUCACAGAGGGGCCGAUGACAUACUACUGUCAUCUGUAAACCCAACGAGAAUAGAUGGAAAAUGACGGGUGUCACAAGGCAGGAGUCGAGUGCCCAGACCGCGGACCAGAAGAUAACCAGCGAUGAAAGUAAUAUUGAAACCUGUGAGAAAUGUGAUACAGAUAACAAUCUGUCUUGUGAAAAUUGUAAGAUAAAGAGGAAUGAAGGGGAGUUAGAUGAAUGUCUUCCAAAAAAUGACGAGACGGAGUGUCCGGAUGGCGGGAAAGAUCCAGGGGCGCAGUUGUGCGCUCCCAACACGCCCUUAACUCGACCACAUGAAGCAGCCUCACAAGGCAGCCGUGCUACUAACCGAGGAAAUGUUUUCCCAGAUGGAAAGCAAACGUUAACCAAUUUAGACGUGGCAGAGAAGUCAACAGGUGGCAUGGUAGUGCCUGACGGAGGCUGGGGAUGGUUGGUGGCACUCGGCAGUUUCAUUAUCUCGAUGUUGGCGCUGUCUCUUGCUCCAUGCUUCGGAAUUUUAUUCUCCGGCUUCCUGCUGGAUCUGAACACUCCUUCUGCUACCACCAGCUGGAUAUUCAACAUGCAGUGGCUCAUCUGGCACUUGAUGGGACCCCUCGUCCGUCCCCUGGCGAAGGAGUUCGGCUGGAGGAGGAUUGGUUACUUGGGAGGCUUACUUGUCUCUUCUUCAAUUAUUAUCUCUGCGUUCUCGCCCUCAGCGCAGUUUCUCUUCUUCUCCUAUUCUCUUCUGAGUGGUAUCGGUGGAGGGCUUAUCUGUAGCGUAAGCUUUAUCACGCUUCCUAUGUAUUUUGACCGUCGACGAGGCCUGUCCAACACUUUCCUGGUGGUCGGGAUCUGCGCGGGACAGACCGCCAAUCCUCCGUUAGUACGCUACUUACUUGCUCAGUAUACCUUUAAAGGAGCAGCUCUUAUAUUGGGCGGAAUUAUGAUGAAUUGCUUAGUGGCAGUUACUUUGUUCCAGCCGGUAAAGUGGCACAUGAAGCCACGACGAGGAGAGACAGAUCCUCCACAGGAAGGACUCGCCCUUCUGAAGCCUCAAACUGAAAGCUCGGGUCAUAGGGAGUGUGUGAUUGUAUCUCCUCUAGUGGUUGAUGAAGAGCGUCCCAACGAGAAAUCAGAAUCAGCAAGUGCCAAGGGUGACGAGAGACUCAGGCCAGCACCUGCUGAUGGCCACCGUGAGAGUCAUAGUUCCUUGAACAUAGUCAUGUCAGGAGACGUUGCGUUUGGGGUAUUUAUUUCAAGUACUGAAUCUCUCGGGUCCGUUGACAGAGAAAUAGAUCAUACAUCUUUGGGUUGCAUGUUAAGACUGAAAGGAUUGAUUAUGCGUGUGACAGAAACAUUAUUGGCAGAUAUGGUUGUUCUUCGGUCAUAUCGUGCUCUUAUUAUUUCCUUUGGAAACUUGUUUUCCCUGAGCAGCUAUUUCAACUUUGUAAUGAUGGUACCCUUUGCGAUGCGAGCUGCCGGCCACAGCCUCGAGGACGCUGCUUGGUGCAUCUCUGUGAUGGGUUUCUGCAACCUGGUGACCCGUCUAGUCAUCUCUCCCCUGGCCGACUGGAAGAGAUUCAACAUGCGACUGUGCGCCCUCUUCGGCUACGCUAUUAUGACAAUUGCAAUAUUUGUGUUCCCUUUCCUGAGGACCGUCACGCUGGCAGCUGUAGCCAUGGCUGUCUUUGGCUUCGGUCUUGGUUCUGCCGUCACUCUGAAUAAUUUAUUAAUUAUAAAGUUUAUGGGUGUAGAAAAGCAGCCAGCGACGUUCGGGGUCACCAGCUUAAUAACUGGGUUUGGUUUUCCUAUCUUCGGCUCACUCACAGGGUUCAUCCGUGACGCGAGCGGAAGCUACGCUAUAAGUUUAUGGGUUUUGGCCGCCAUAAUGUCUACCGCCAUCGUCCUCUGGCUCAUGAUGCCCGCGGCCGUCGCCUGCGACCUCAGACGAAGCCACCAAGCCACUCGAGCCACUGCUCGAGUCUGACCGCCGUGCAAGGUCAACAGGAACACCUAGAGUCUGACCCUCUGGCAAGGUUAACAGAAGAACAUACAGUUUGACCCUCUGGUGAUAUUUUGACAAUAUAUGAUGGCUAUCAAACACUUUCGUAAUCGUAACAACGGGGAAAUUUUUUCCAGAUAAAAGACUAAAUAAAGGAAAGCCAAAUAUGUAUGGUAAAAUAAAAUGGAACGAAAUAUAAUACUUCCCUGUCAAUUUCUUGCUCGGAGACUAGAAUUAAAAUAGUUUGAAAAACUAUUUAAAAUUAUAAUUUUAAUGCUAUUAGAACUAAAGGGUCCGUUGGCUUAUGCUAAGAUGCAUAAUUUUAUUCUAAAUCAAACAUACAAAUAUAUAUUCAACCUACGCUUUAAUUUAAACAAUUCAGCACUCCCACGUCAAUAAUAUUACCCGAAAAUCUGUUCCAUAAUUCUGCAAUACAAAUCAGUAUUUACCAGUCUUUUAUAAAUCUAAAUUUAUCAAAUUUGUCUAUAUUGUUUCGUGUUCUGUAUGUUGACAUAUUAGCACCUUAUUAACAUUCCCUUCUAUUACAAGUAUUAUUGUUUGGUGAAUGUUUCUGGUCUCGACUUACACCCAGUAGAGAACCAGCAGUAAUAUAAUGUAAUAUAAAUCAUUGCAGCUCACAAGUAUUCAUGUUAUCUAUGAGUUGGUCGCUAGGCUAGGCUAGGCUAGGCUAAGCUAGGGCUAGGCUAGAGAUGCGGCAACUCGAGAGAACGGGCUAGUCUGAUGUACCAAAAACGGCAGCGGUUGACGUGAUGUCCUGUUUAUCAAUCCUCGGGUGGGUUAGGUUCGGUCAAUUUAGUACAACAAUCUAGCGAUGUUGGAAAGGCUCGGGAGAACGUGCAGAGUCUACGGGUGCACAGGCACGACUUGAUUCUACACACAAGUGUAUUUUUUUGUAUUAACACAUUAGGUACAUCUGCAUUUGUGCAGCUACCUAAUGCUGCACAAAUAGACUAUAUGAAGGGGAGUACAGUGUGUCAAAAAGCUAGCUACGUGAUGCUAAAAAUCCCCAUCACACAGGAUGGUUAGUCAUACAGAGGCAUGUGAUCAGCAGUCUGCACUGGCAGACUCUGGGUGCAUUAUGAGGAUAUCAUGAACACAAGAGUGAAUAUGGUAGCAGCGAUACUAAAAUUCCCCAUCUCGCAGGAUGGUUAGUAAUACAGGGCCAUAUGUUCAGUACUCUGCACUGACAAAUUUUGGGUGCAAUACGAGGAUAUCCUCAAGAAAACGCGAGUGAAUGAAGUCAUUGCAAAGUUCCAAGUACCUCAUGCCAACUGGUCUAAUAACUGGGCAUUCGGUGAUGUAGUGCGGGAGAUCAUGCCCCAGUUAUUGCUCACAGAGUUUGCACCUGGAGUGCUCAGGAUUGGGAGAUCCGUCACCUGU